AUGUCUUAUCCUCUAGAGACUCAAAAUAGUUUAUUCCAGCAGUCGCUCAAUACAAUUAGCUUGAUAGCUAGCUAUUUAAAAGUACCUAUAUAUCUAUCUUCGGGUAUUGCCGCUUUGCUUAGUACGACUCUGUAUCUCAAACAAAAAACUCUUAUUUACCCUUCAAAUGUUCCUAGUGAUGCUCGUUCCGAAGUAUUACGUCCCUCAAGAUACGAUUUACAUGAUUAUGAAGAGAUUCGCAUUCCCACAACCGACUCCGAAUCUCUUCAUGCAUUUUAUAUCCGAGCUCCCGACCGUUCACGCAUACCGAAAAAUAUCACGGUGAUAAUGUUCCAUGGAAAUGCAGGAAAUAUUGGACAUCGGCUUCCCAUCGCUAAGAUGCUAGUACAGAAUAUGGGAUAUCAUGUUCUAAUGGUAGAAUAUCGUGGAUACGGGCUCUCUACAGGAUCACCUGAUGAAGUGGGACUAAUGAAAGACGCUGAAGCAGCCUACUUAUACAUAAGACAGCGUGCAGAUCUAGUUUCGCAUAAUAUUAUAAUUUACGGACAAAGCAUAGGUGGAGCCGUCAGUAUUCAACUAACUGCCAAGUUUCAGGAUGAUAUACGAUUAAAUGGACUGAUACUAGAAAACACCUUCUUAAGCAUGAGAAAACUUAUUCCAAGUAUUAUACCAUCAGCCCGCUAUCUGACUCCUUUAUGUCACCAGAUUUGGGACACAGAGAACUUUAUACCGAAGAUAAGAAAAAUUCCUAUUCUUUUCUUGUCAGGGCUGAAGGAUGAAAUAGUUCCACCAAACCACAUGCGCCAACUAUAUGAAAUAAGUCAAGCGAUUAGUAAAGUUUGGAAACCGCUCCCUAACGGAGAUCAUAAUACAAGCGUGUUAGAAGAAGGAUACUUCGAGAGUAUAGAGAACUUUAUACAGAAUCUAGAACCCAGAACUAGGGAGCAACAUGACGAAGUCAAAAGUUGGGAGACGCAUUCUUAA
Blumeria graminis f. sp. triticale is the source of this 984-nucleotide messenger RNA. The record is from the annotation of a GenBank genome assembly. Lineage: Eukaryota; Fungi; Ascomycota; Leotiomycetes; Helotiales; Erysiphaceae.